CGUCUCCGGGCAGAUCGCAAUGGAAGAAGAAAUCGCCGCGCUCGUCAUCGACAAUGGCUCCGGCAUGUGCAAAGCUGGCUUUGCUGGGGACGACGCCCCCCGAGCCGUGUUCCCCUCCAUCGUCGGGCGCCCUCGGCACCAGGGCGUGAUGGUGGGCAUGGGCCAGAAGGACUCGUACGUGGGCGACGAGGCCCAGAGCAAGCGCGGUAUCCUGACCCUGAAGUACCCCAUUGAGCACGGCAUCGUCACCAACUGGGACGACAUGGAGAAGAUCUGGCACCACACCUUCUACAACGAGCUGCGCGUGGCUCCUGAGGAGCACCCCGUGCUGCUGACCGAGGCCCCGCUGAACCCCAAGGCCAACAGGGAGAAGAUGACUCAGAUCAUGUUCGAGACCUUCAACACUCCCGCCAUGUAUGUGGCCAUCCAGGCCGUGCUGUCCUUGUACGCCUCUGGUCGCACUACUGGUAUUGUCAUGGACUCCGGAGACGGUGUUACCCACACGGUGCCCAUUUAUGAGGGCUACGCCCUCCCCCAUGCCAUCCUGCGUCUGGACCUGGCUGGCCGGGACCUGACCGACUACCUCAUGAAGAUCCUCACAGAGCGUGGCUACAGCUUCACUACCACGGCCGAGCGGGAGAUUGUGCGUGACAUCAAGGAGAAGCUGUGCUACGUUGCUCUGGACUUCGAGCAGGAGAUGGCCACCGCUGCAUCCUCCUCCUCCCUGGAGAAGAGUUACGAGCUGCCUGAUGGCCAGGUGAUCACCAUCGGAAAUGAGCGGUUCCGGUGUCCAGAGGCACUCUUCCAGCCCUCCUUCCUGGGUAUGGAAUCCUGUGGCAUCCAUGAGACCACCUUCAAUUCAAUCAUGAAGUGUGACGUGGACAUCCGCAAGGACCUGUAUGCCAACACGGUGCUGUCUGGCGGCACCACCAUGUACCCGGGUAUCGCAGACAGGAUGCAGAAGGAGAUCACUGCCUUGGCACCCAGCACCAUGAAGAUCAAGAUCAUUGCCCCCCCUGAGCGCAAGUACUCUGUGUGGAUCGGCGGCUCCAUCCUGGCCUCGCUGUCCACCUUCCAGCAGAUGUGGAUCAGCAAGCAGGAGUAUGACGAGUCGGGCCCCUCCAUCGUCCACCGCAAAUGCUUCUAAGCGGACUGCAAGCAGAUGCGUAGCAUUUGCUGCAUGAGUUAAUUCCGAAGUAUAAAUUUGCUCUGGCAAAUGUAUACACCUCAUGCUAGCCUCACAAAACUGGAAUAAGCCUCUGAAAAGCAAUUGUCCUUGAAGCUUGUAUCUGAUAUCAGCACUGGAUUGUAGAACUUGUUGCUGAUUUUGACCUUGUGUUCAAGUUACCUGUUCCUUUGGCGUAUGUUUAAUACCCUGUAUAUAUCUUUGGUUUAAAUCAAUACAUGGGGCUUGGUCACUUGGUGGCUGAGUGAGAACAUG
This is a messenger RNA of Galeopterus variegatus (Sunda flying lemur), 1441 nucleotides long. It is a transcript of the gene ACTG1, whose product is annotated as actin, gamma 1. Lineage: Eukaryota; Metazoa; Chordata; Mammalia; Dermoptera; Cynocephalidae. The coding region runs from base 20 to 1147 and encodes 375 amino acids. The record is from RefSeq and is a predicted model, not a curated record. The transcript has 5 exons.